UAAAAACUAAAGCCAGUUGGAAAGACGUUCACUUGCUGGUCACCUGAUCAACCUCACGGUCUCAAGCACCUCAUCCACACACUGCGGUGACAAGUCAGUCAAAAGUUAAUUUCACACCACCGAAAAUCACUGAUUUGGACCAGAGCAACCAAGGACUCAAAAUUCCUUGACCACGAACGACCUACUCAAGGCCAGAAAUCCGGCAGGUCAUCGCUCUCUGCCUCUCGAAAAUUUCGUGAACGGAACGUCAAUAAAAUUCUGUUGGUGAAUCCUACUAGAUGCCGUUCUCCCAUUAACCAUGAGCUUGAUAAUAUCACCACAUACUUGCUCGAUGUCGCCCGCCACUCGACAAAAUAGCCCGGUGCAGUCAGGUCAUGGGUCCCCAAGGCUAAAGCCUCCAGCAAAUCAAAAACAUGAUCUGGAUGCUACAAUGACAAGCCAGCAAAGACAAGAGCGCUCUGAAAAUUCUCCAGUUAUCGAAUAUGAAGGCCCACCUGUAAAAUCACAAGAUUUUAUUGAUCCUUUCCUUUCACAGUACAUCAAGCCCACCAGCGAUCUUAACCAUGAGAUAUACUUCAGAUCGCUCAACAAGCAAGUUUGUAUUAAGAGUUUUGACUACUAUCAAAAAUAUCUUAACCACGACAAAGGUACUCCUAACAGAAUUACUUCGUUGAAACAUGAUACUACAUUGGCGCAAAAGCCAAAAUCGCCAUUGCGACAAGAAGUUUCCCCAAAGCUUGAAUCGAGGAUUGAACAAAAGCCAGAUACCCUAGAUCAACGGAUACCACAACGAAGAAGACAACCUGGUAUCGAAUCAGGUAUCCAGCCAGACUUGAAGAAAACUCAGCAUGAACUCAUUUCCGAGACUCUUCUGGUACACUUCGAGGAGUGUCCUACCACCGACUUGAUUAAUUUGAUGGCUCGUAUGAUCCUGUCACUUAUCAGUCUAAAUGAUCGCAGUGUGCCCGCAUCUAUUUCCAGUCCGCCUGCUUUCAAGUCUCCAGUCGUGGGCUCUGAGCAAAAGAAUAAGUUGCUUACGCGAUACCACUCGCGUACUCCACCAGCAAUAUCUAUUCACACAUAUAUCAGCAGACUCGCCAAAUUUAACAACCUCACGCCGGCAACUUUGCUCACAACGAUAUAUUACAUUGAUCUACUAUCACACAACUUCCAGCCAUACUUCACACUCAAUUCCUGGACUGUCCAUCGGUUUCUAUUGGUAGCCACGAUGCUUGCACAAAAGUCAUUAGAGGACUUUUUCUAUACCAAUGAUCACUAUGCACGAGUUGGCGGUGUGGCCUUGACUGAGUUGAAUUUUUUAGAGCUUGAUUUCUUGAACAGAGUCGAUUGGAAAGUCGUUCCUGCAAAGCAAAUACUGUCAACACAAACUUCUAUCAAACAUUCGAAGGAAGUGCUCGAUUUAUACUACUGGCAGUUGGUUAAUCUUAUGGGAAAAAACAUAACAGAAAUGGACAGGGUAACUUACUUCCUAUCACGAGGGUCUGACGAUUAGAUGGCGUUGUUUUUGACGACCAUCUUUACUGGAAUGGAAUAUGACUAUAAUUGUCGUGGUUCCAUUA
Messenger RNA from Metschnikowia bicuspidata var. bicuspidata NRRL YB-4993, 1580 nucleotides. RefSeq lists its product as uncharacterized. Lineage: Eukaryota; Fungi; Ascomycota; Pichiomycetes; Serinales; Metschnikowiaceae. The transcript has a single exon. Gene Ontology annotation, molecular function: protein kinase binding; cyclin-dependent protein serine/threonine kinase regulator activity. Gene Ontology annotation, cellular component: nucleus; cyclin-dependent protein kinase holoenzyme complex. Gene Ontology annotation, biological process: regulation of cyclin-dependent protein serine/threonine kinase activity. The record is from RefSeq and is a predicted model, not a curated record. Bases 332 to 1513 code for a protein of 393 amino acids.